Messenger RNA from Porites evermanni, 3587 nucleotides. The record is from the annotation of a GenBank genome assembly. NCBI's taxonomy places the organism in Eukaryota, Metazoa, Cnidaria, Anthozoa, Scleractinia, Poritidae.
AUGCUAUUCUUUGGGCACACAGCUUACGGCCCUGAAGCAUGGGGAAAUGUUGCCAACGCGUGCCGACAAUCUAACCAAUCACCAAUCGAUAUUGUUACCAAGAACGUAGAGGCAGAUGCUUCUCUGGGAGAGCUAGAUAUCACGUGUGAUAACGAUAAAGGCCUGUUUAAUGGAAUUCUGCUUAAUGACGGACACGAACCGGUCUUAACGGUCGACAAAACACGAGGCAUCUGUAAUUUGACUGCCAUCCCUUCAUUGAACAACAAAGUUUUUCAACUUCAUGAUUUGAUCAUCCAUUUUGGAUGCGAAUCGGACAGAGGCUCAGAACAUACCGUAGACGGAAAAAAAUUCCCAGCUGAGGUAGGCCGCACUUUGGUCUUAGUUGUUAUCGAUUUGUCUGCACUAUCCUGCAGACUGGGAUUUUUCUUGCAGAGUGCUCUUUAGGUCAGUACUUAGCUUAAACUUUCUCAGCUAAAAUUUUAAUCAAACUACUCAGGUUUAUGUUGUCGGUUUCACAGCACACUGUCCUCAAUAUCUUGAAAACGAGCUCAUUUUUUUUUUGAGAAUAGUGUUCGGUGAAAGUGGCAACUUAAACCUGAGUAGUUUGAUUGCAAUAGGUCAUUUGCAAGAUGGCGUCGUUUUACUACUACGACCACAAUCCUUUUCGUUUUUCCUUUCAUAUUUAAAUUUGUAAUCCCAGCGAGGUUUAAAUAACAAAAGACCUAAUUUGCACAAGAAAGCAAAACCCUGAAGGAUUCUGGUUGUAGUAGUAAAAUGACGUCAUCAUGCAAAUGGCCUAAUGCAACUAUGCCAUGAACCUUGUUCAAUUCAGCCCUAAUAGAAAGAAUACUAUUAUAGAGCCUUUUCACUCACGUGGCUUGCACCUAUGCAAAUAUGUUACAAAAAAAGCCAGAAGUUUUUACUAAAGGUCGGUACACCAGGUGACAAGUUGCAGCAACAUGUCGCGACGACACGUCGCAGCGAAAAAUCGCUUCCUGUGUACUGGAUAAUUUUUUUUAAAAUCUAUGUCUCUGCAACAGAAUUUUGUCGCAGCAACAUGUUGCAAAAAAUAAAGACUGAAUUUGUGCGACUUGUUGCGGCGACAAAAUUCUGUUGCAGAGACAAAGAUUUUCACAAAAUUUCCGCAGUUAACACACGAAACGAUUUGUCGCUGCGAUGUGUCGCGGCAACAUGUUGCUGCAACUAGUCGCCAUACCUGUACACACGGAGUGAUCUGUCGCCGCAACUUGUCGCCUAGUGUGUAGCGACCUUAAGUAAAAGGUUCAACCUACACGAAAAAGGCGAAUCCUUAUGUUUACUUUUUUUGCCUCAUUAGCAUGAGCUUAUCAUUAUCUGAUGAAGCUAACAAAAUAGAAUCUCUAAACUAAUUGAAAUCCUCUCUAAACUUUGAAAUUCUCUUUGACGUUAAGCGGGGAAAAGUGAAUUUAGAUGGAUCAAAGGUAAGGUCAGUGGUGUAUCAUGAGUAGCAGGAAACAACAAUAUGGUUGAAAAUGAUACGUUUUCAGUCGAAACACUUUUUUAAAAAAAAUUGACAACAGAAGGCCUAAACUAGAUCGGCGGCAGCUUGGGUAGUUUCAAAUAUUUAUUAAUAAGUCAGUAAAAAAAAAAAUUUUCAUGUCUUUGCAAUAAGAGGGUGAAAUCAGUGUCUCACGCUUCAACUGCACAUGUCGAUUCAACUAUUCUGGCGAAGGAAAAAUGUAAACAACGACGUCACGAUGUAUCUACCAAUAAGAUAUGAUGUUUCAGCUUUUAAGGUUUUGGAUUCCUGUUUAGUCCACUUAGGGAUUUCCGCUUGAUGAUGAUUAUUAUUGAUGAUUAUUAUGAUUAUGAUUAUGAUUAUGAUUGAUGAUUAAGCCGUAUGCUAUUUCGUAACUUCUCAAAAUUAUACUAAGUUUUCAAACAAGAAUUAGAAGUGUAAAUGUUUUGUCUCUUUACAGUUGCAACUGAUGUUUUUCAACACGGAGUAUGGAAGUUACGAAAAUGCAGCCCCAUUGCAAGAUGGUCUAGCAGCGAUAUCAGUACUCAUUAAGGCAAGUCGAACUUAUCCCAGUUCAAAAUAGUUCUAGACCAGUGUUUCAGAGAGAUAAAACCGGCAACUCAGUAGUUAAUUACUAAUUAUUAACUACUAAUGAUUAAUUUUAGGUAGGGAAGUCCAAUAAUGAAGCUUUGGAUAGCAUUGUUGAUCAAAUGGAUGAUGUUGCAGUAGAAGGUUUGUUACUGAUGUGAAGAAGUCUUUUACAUUAAUUUUAUUGUGCAACAGGCAAAUAACUUUGUUGUCCUAGAGGUUAGAGAGGAUAUAUUUAAGCCAUGCAGUUUAGUGGGAUGUGAAUUUCGUUAUUACCGUUAUUAUCAGGCACAGAAAUCACAGAAAAUCUUCCAGAAUUUCUUGAACGAUAUCUUAAAUUACGAUCAUAUUCGAAAAAUGUUGUUAGGUAAAUUUUAGGAAAUGUCCCUUUCAAUGAUAUUGGCAAGCGAGGAUAAUGGUCCCAUUACUCUGUCUUGAUAUUGGUGAAAGCUUUUUUAUAGUUGUAAUAUGUUAUAUUCCCCGAAGGUGGAGCACUGCACCACUUCGCAUCACUAUUGAUAAAUAGGUUAAUUGUGCAAUACUUUGCUAACUAAAGGUGUAUUGAAUUGCUUUACAUGACUUAACAGGAUCAAGCAUCCCCGUUUAUACUCCAGCUGACAAUUUGACCUUGGCUGACCUUAUUCCUGACCUUGCGAAAGAGCAUGCGCCUUACUACACUUAUAGGGGCUCCUUAACUACCCCUCCCUGCUAUCAAUCCGUGCGAUGGAUUGUUAUGAAGAACCAGAUAAUGUUUACUAAAAAUCAGGUAUUUUUGUUUAGCUCGUUAUUACUCCUCCUUCUACAUAAAAAAUUUAAAAAAAUUUCUAACAUUUGCUGAUUUAGCUUGCAUUUAAUUUAAAUGAUCAUGAGCUGUAAGAUCAACAGUGAUCUGGAUUAACAAAUAUGUUUACAAAUUUUUUUACACGGAAAAAAAUCUUCAAAAGUCGUUUUUUAAGAUAAUAAUGCUAACUAUAUAUUAACUCAACGAAAGACUACAUGAAAAAAAAAAAAAAAAAACUUAAAUAAAAAAAAAAAAGAAUAAACAAGGUCAAAAAAGGAAAAAAAACAGACCAGAGGAAAGAUAAAAAAACACCACCAACCCCUUCCUAUCUUUUUUUCACCACUUGCGUUCAAAAGUCGUUUUUUAAGAUAAUAAUGCUAACUAUAUAUUAACUCAACGAAAGACGACAUGAAAAAAAAAAAAAAAAACACUUAAAUGAAAUAGAAAGAGAAUAAACAAGGUCAAGAUGGGAAGAAAUCUGGACCUGAGGAUAGUUGCAAAAACUCUUCCUUUUCUUUCUUUUCUUUUUUCACAGCUUUUGGGUUUCAAAAAACUGACUUCCAGGAAAGGCUCCGAGUGUGACAACUUUCGGCCAACCAAUCCACUGAAUGGUAGAAAAGUGGAAGCUAAUUUCUGAGAAAGUUAUUCUCUCAUACAGAUACCGAGGCUUCUUUCUGCUCUGAUGAUCAUCCCCGGUUAUAACUCCUGAGUUUUGCCCUG